AUGCGUGGUAAUGUUUGCGCAGGCUACGUCGCACUCUUGUUAGCAUACCAGUUCGUGCUGGUUGCGGCGUUUUCGCUGCGUGCGCCUGUACGGAUCGCUCAAAGUCGGUCCUGUCUACCGCGCCUGCUCCGGGGUUGCGGCGGCGGAAGCCACACCUCUCCGCCAUUUUGGCGCAUCCGUUCCCGGAACAGCCAAAUAAAUGCCGCGGAGGCUGUAGAACGCAUAUUCUGCGCGGAUCCGGAGGCGAGCUCGAUAAGCACAGCCCCGCCUCUGAAUGUCGUUGAGGGGUUCUUUGCCAUAAAGCGCGAGACCAAAGGCCCUCAACUCAAGCAGUCGCUUGCCCGAGCGCAGAUAGAGUGGUCGGAGUGGGAGAUUCGCAGGUUCGGGUACAAGCUGGGCACGGCGAACCGGCAGCUGCGUAAGCUCGCUGAGAAGCACAAGGUCAUGCGAAACAGCUUCACGAGCUCCAAGGAAGAAUUGGACAAGCUCAGGCAAGCGAAACACGAAGUUUCUGUGAAGUUACGGAUCGCCUCGCGGCUGCGCAGAUUAUUUAUCACCUACAGAAACGGGCUGCUUACAAACGCGCAGCCCCGGGUGCCCUACGUGCCACUAAAGUAUCGCAACGAAAAUGUCCCAACCGACUUCUACUCACUCGGCACAAGGAAGAGUAACAAUGUAAAGAAGUCAAGAAAGUUGAAGCAGCAAAAGGAAGUGGAGAGAGAAAACCGUAUACGGCCGGGAAGCCAAACAACUGAAGAACUCACCGACCAUCAGGGGGUGGAGCUGUCCCCUUCGGUCGGAGGUCGCAAGGGUGUACAUAACGUGCGAUCCUACUCAAAUCGCAAAUCUGUACCGGGUGACCCCGAUAAAUCGCCUGCAUCAUCGGUAAGCCCACAUUGGGAAGCGGACGACGCCGUGCCGUCCCUGCAUAACCCCGGAGACGAGCCACUGGAUAGGUUUGGGAACACGGCAGACCCCGAGUCACACCCCGAUUCCGGCCUUUUGACACACAAAGCGGGCCAAAGGUCGAGUCUAGGAGAUUCCCGGCGUCAACAGGGAAAAUCAAGCGGCGGCGUCAACAAGGAUAAAGCACAAGUGGAGCGAGAAAUUCUUGGCCUUAUAGCCGAAGCGAAGAACCAGGCAGUGGGUAAAAAGGGGCUCGUCAGCAACCCCACUCUGGCCAAAAUACAGGCUAGGUACAGAAAUAACUCCAGACCGUACAGGCGGCUUCCCAAGGGACUGUAA
This is a messenger RNA of Babesia bigemina, 1245 nucleotides long. RefSeq lists its product as hypothetical. The transcript has a single exon. The record is from RefSeq and is a predicted model, not a curated record. The coding region runs from base 1 to 1245 and encodes 414 amino acids. NCBI's taxonomy places the organism in Eukaryota, Apicomplexa, Aconoidasida, Piroplasmida, Babesiidae.